GUCGCAUCGACCACUCCUCCCGUCCCCUUUUGCAAACGCUAACCUUAAGAAGUGCAAGCCUCCCGAUCCAGCGAAAUUUCUUCAGCUGAGCGAGCCGGAAAGGGGAUAAGCAUCGACUCCGCGACCAUGUCAAGAAAAAAGUCCAGGGAGCCCAAAGAGGAGAAUGUGACGCUGGGACCUACCGUGCGAGAGGGGGAGCAUGUUUUUGGUGUUGCCCACAUUUUUGCUUCUUUUAAUGAUACUUUCAUACAUGUCACUGAUUUAUCUGGUAGAGAAACGCUUGUCCGCAUUACUGGUGGUAUGAAGGUCAAAGCUGAUCGUGAUGAAUCAUCUCCAUAUGCAGCCAUGCUUGCUGCACAAGAUGUUGCACAACGAUGCAAGGAGCUUGGUAUAACUGCUUUACAUAUAAAACUCCGUGCAACUGGUGGAAACAAGACCAAGGCACCUGGCCCUGGUGCUCAAUCUGCACUUCGAGCUCUUGCUCGAUCCGGAAUGAAAAUUGGUCGUAUUGAGGAUGUGACACCAAUCCCGACCGAUAGCACCCGCAGAAAGGGUGGGAGAAGAGGGAGGAGGCUGUAGUCAUCUCAUAUGGUUCUUCUGCAACAGCCAUUUAGUUUUUGGUAAUAGAUUUGUAAUUUGAUGACAGCUGUUUUUGCCAUCCAUAGGCUCGGAUAACGUUAGAAACUUUAUUAAUGCUUUUCUAGCCUGAUCCUUUGUUAUGGUAAAGGAGACAAAUUGGUGUGUACCAUCCAAGAAGUUCAUGGAGUUGCUACAAUGUUGUUUUGGGGUGCGCUAUGCUUCUGCUUUUCUCAGGGAUCUUAUGCUAGGGUGCAAAUAAUCAAUGAUUUCUGCUUGUAUUCCUUGUGCAACUAUCAAGCUCUGAAAUCUGUAUGCUGCUGCAGCAUUCUUUGUUUU
Molecule: messenger RNA, 915 nt
Organism: Phoenix dactylifera (date palm)
Lineage: Eukaryota; Viridiplantae; Streptophyta; Magnoliopsida; Arecales; Arecaceae
Product: small ribosomal subunit protein uS11z-like
Biological process (GO): translation
Cellular component (GO): ribosome
Molecular function (GO): structural constituent of ribosome
Source: RefSeq, a predicted model, not a curated record